GUUGAUGUAUUUGGGAUUUAACAGUUUUAUAAGGGAAUUCACAGACACAGAGGAACACCAAUAAACACAUGGACUUGCCUUGAGUGCAUGUGUUCAACCUUUAUUUGUUGGGAAUAACCUUGAUUAGCAACACUGGAGGUAGAUGUGAGCGAUUACUGCAGCUGGUGUGAGAAACCCUCCAUUGGGCUCUCCCCAACCCCAACCCUCUCCUACAUCAGUCUUCACAGCCAACAUGUUCUCCUCUAACUUUCUGAGUGGGGGGAAUCCUCUCAGUGCGAUGUCCUCUGCUGUUAACAAGUUCAGUCAUUUUGGGGAUGAGGAAAAGCAACAACAGCAGCCUCCAGGACCUUCACAACAGAAGGAUUCUCAACAGCAGAGGAAUGGCCAACCAGCCUCACAGGGUGUGGGUAGAGGCGGCCAAGGAGCUGGACGGGGUGGUUCUUCUCCACAAGCGGCUGGACGGGGUGGAUCUUCUCCACAAGGUGCUGGACGGGGUGGAUCUUCUCCACAAGUUGCUGGACGGGGUGGUUCUUCUCCACAAGCGGCUGGACGGGGUGGAUCUUCUCCACAAGGUGCUGGACGGGGUGAAUCUUCUCCACAAGGAGCUGGACGGGGUGGAUCUUUUCCACAAGGUGCUGGACGGGGUGGUUCUUCUCCACAAGGUGCUGGACGGGGUGGAUCUUCUCCACAAGGUGCUGGACGGGGUGCAUCUUCUCCACAAGGUGCUGGACGGGGUGGAUCUUCUCCACAAGCGGCUGGACGGGGUGGAUCUUUUCCACAAGGUGCUGGACGGGGUGGUUCUUCUCCACAAGGUGCUGGACGGGGUGGAUCUUCUCCACAAGGUGCUGGACGGGGUGCAUCUUCUCCACAAGGUGCUGGACGGGGUGGAUCUUCUCCACAAGUUGCUGGACGGGGUGGACCUGUACAGCCGGGGGCUGAUAGAGGAGGACUUCCACUGCAGGGAGUUGGCAGGGGCGGAACGGGCAGAAGUGGAUCUCCUAAGCAGGGUGUGGUCAGAGGUGGACUUCAGCAACAAGGCCCAAGAGGACUUGGGGAUCAUCCAGCAGGGGCAGCUGGGUCAGGGCCUUCUUCAACAGAACAAAAAUCCCUCUGUCCAGUCUGUAAAAGCACAGAACUCAAUCUGAAGUCCAAGAACUCGCCCAACCAUAACACCUGCACACAGUGUAAAUCAGUCGUCUGUAGUCAGUGUGGAUUUAGUCCUCCAAACUCAACUGAUAAGGAGUGGCUUUGCCUCAAUUGCCAGAUGCAGAGAGCUCUGGGAGGGACAGAAAGUAGUGCACCUCCUGCACUAAAAGCCCAACAACAGCCCAUGAGCUCCGCACCAUCCCAUAACCCUGG
Molecule: messenger RNA, 1359 nt
Organism: Xyrauchen texanus (razorback sucker)
Lineage: Eukaryota; Metazoa; Chordata; Actinopteri; Cypriniformes; Catostomidae
Exons: 3
Coding region: 315-1145 (276 amino acids)
Source: RefSeq, a predicted model, not a curated record